UGAGGAAGGCGUAAGAGCAGACUGACAGAAACAACCCCAAGCGGCAGCCGAAGAACUCAGAACCUCCGAGAGAGACGACCCAACUCAGAAUUCGCAAGCCUCGCUUACUCGCCGGAGCAGCCCACGCACCAGAUGGCCGCGGCAAUGGAGGUCGACGCCGGCGGAGAGAAGCCGUCGGAGAAGGAGCUCUUCCUCGCCGCGGAGUCCGGGGACGCCAGCGUCUUCGCCUCCCUCGCCCCCGCCGACCUCGCCGCCGCUCUCUCCCUCCGCAACGAGGACGGCCGCUCCCUCGUCCACGUCGCCGCCGCCUCCGCCCGCCCCGAGGCCGUCGCCGCGCUUGUGGCUGCGGGGGGCGACGCCGUGGCGAGCGCCGUGAACGGGAAGGACGAGGAAGGGUGGGCGCCGAUUCACUCGGUGGCCAGCAGCGGCAACGCCGAGAUCCUCGACAUCCUGCUCGGUCACGGUGCAAAUGUUGAUUUGACUACUGAUGCUGGCCGAACUGCUCUUCACUAUGCUGCUAGUAAAGGGAGGCUUAACAUUGCUGAAACGCUGAUAGCUCAUCGUGCAAAUGUCAACAAGAAAGAUAAGUUUGGCUGCACACCCCUGCAUAGAGCUGCAAGUACUGGAAAUGCUGAGCUGUGUGAAUACCUGCUUGAAGAAGGCGCAGAUAUUGAUGCAGUUGACAAGCUAGGACAAUCACCUCUAAUGCAUGCCGUCAUAUGCGAGGACAGAGGGGUUGCCCUUCUGCUGAUCAGACAUGGUGCCGAUGUUGACAUUGAAGACAAGGAGGGCUACACUGUCCUUGGCCGAGCCUCUGAUAGCUUCAGGCCUGCACUGAUUGAUGCGGCCAAGGCAAUGCUCGAAGGCUGAGGAUGUUUAGCUGCCCUAAGGUAAAAGAUAGAUGGGAGAACAUCUGGAACAGAAAAACCGUCGUUGUGUACCUCGUGAUACAAGUAUGAGCUGUUUCCCUCCAAAAUCAGAUUGACCAGUCAGACUUUUUGUUCGUGGUUAAUGAUUCUCGUGUUGACUUCGA
Molecule: messenger RNA, 1033 nt
Organism: Aegilops tauschii subsp. strangulata
Lineage: Eukaryota; Viridiplantae; Streptophyta; Magnoliopsida; Poales; Poaceae
Molecular function (GO): protein binding
Source: RefSeq, a predicted model, not a curated record